Rhinichthys klamathensis goyatoka is the source of this 932-nucleotide messenger RNA. RefSeq names its product protachykinin. Bases 480 to 782 code for a protein of 100 amino acids. The transcript has 5 exons. NCBI's taxonomy places the organism in Eukaryota, Metazoa, Chordata, Actinopteri, Cypriniformes, Leuciscidae. Gene Ontology annotation, biological process: tachykinin receptor signaling pathway. The record is from RefSeq and is a predicted model, not a curated record.
GACAAGCACGUGGACAAGAUAGAUUUACAGAAAUCAAUCACAGCCGCAUCAGUGGAAUGAGUGAGUGAAGAAAACCAUGAAGUGUCAUGAAGUAAAGUUGUCUAAUUCUGAGACUCCUUCAAAUGAAUGAAGCAUCUCAAAGGAUCUGAACCAGGAGUCGAUCAGAGGUCAAAUGCAGAAUCAUUAGAAUAAUAGCUGGAAUCGAUGGUGGAUGAAUCUCAAAGGGAUAAUCCAGUGAAGCAGCAAUUUUCUUUUAAUAAUUUAUAAUUGCCACCUGAUUCAUCAUGUGCCCGUUUCACCAUCCCUAUUUAAACAGAGCUCCUGACCACAUCUGAGUAAAGGGAUCAUCACAGGCAAUGCUCAGGUUAUUUAGUUCCAGUCUGAAUAUACUGGGUUUCUGUUUGGCAUCAGACUAGUGAUUAUUGUCUGGUCACUGGUAAUCCGUCAACUGAACUGAACUGCAACAACAUCAGUGCAUCAUGAAGAUCUUGCUGCUGAUUCUUCUGCUGGUGUCUGCUUUGACAGAUAUUUUGUGCCAGAACUUCAUCCCUGAUGAGGAUAACUGGAUGAAUGACAGGUACCCGGACGAGGUAAAUUUGCUGGAGUCUAAGCUACAGACACUGUUGGAAAAGGUCAGCCGAACUCCUGUACUACAACAGGCUUACGGUCUAAUGGGGAAAAGAUCAUCUGCAAAAUCACAGAUAACACGGAGACGGCAGAAAUUCCAGACUUUUGUGGGUCUGAUGGGGAAACGGAAUGUGGUUGAACCAGGAUCCUUCUAGGAAAAAAAGCCAAGCGCUGUGACUUUGAAGCUUUAAACAUGCAAACACUUUUGGCCCAAAUCAUCAGGCUGAAACAUCUUCUGAAAUAAAAAUAAAUAAAAAUAAGGUAAUUAGUUGAGACAUCCCAUUUGUUUUAUGAUAUACUGUAUA